Messenger RNA from Nestor notabilis (Kea), 450 nucleotides. RefSeq names its product peroxisomal acyl-coenzyme A oxidase 3-like. NCBI's taxonomy places the organism in Eukaryota, Metazoa, Chordata, Aves, Psittaciformes, Psittacidae. Gene Ontology annotation, biological process: fatty acid beta-oxidation using acyl-CoA oxidase; lipid homeostasis. Gene Ontology annotation, cellular component: peroxisome. The record is from RefSeq and is a predicted model, not a curated record. Gene Ontology annotation, molecular function: FAD binding; fatty acid binding; pristanoyl-CoA oxidase activity. The transcript is spliced from 4 exons. The annotation marks the transcript as partial.
GUGUACUACUGUCGAUCAUUAGCCAUUGCUUUUAUUGAGCAAACAGUCUUACAAAGAUAUCAUGACUACACUCAUGAUCCCAGCGUACCAUCUACUCUACAGCCAGUGCUUAAGAAACUCAGUGCUCUCUAUGGACUCUGGUCUUUAAGUAAACAUCUGGCUGUGCUCUACCAAGGUGGCUAUGCUUCAGGUGAGCAAGCUGGUAAAUUUAUUCAGAAUGCUAUUCUGGAGCUCUGCUACAGGCUGAAGGAUGAUGCAGUUGCCCUGGUUGAUGUCUUUGCUCCUUCUGAUUUCAUUCUCAACUCUCCCAUUGGUAAAGCUAGUGGAGAGCUAUAUAAAAAUAUGUGGGCAGAGAUCCUUCAAGGCAGCAAAACUCUGAACAGACCUUCAUGGUGGGCAGAAUUAUGUAUUAAUAAACCUGUUAUAGGCAGGCUCAGGUCAAGAUUGUAA